Molecule: messenger RNA, 5223 nt
Organism: Onychomys torridus (southern grasshopper mouse)
Lineage: Eukaryota; Metazoa; Chordata; Mammalia; Rodentia; Cricetidae
Gene: St6galnac5
Product: ST6 N-acetylgalactosaminide alpha-2,6-sialyltransferase 5
Exons: 5
Coding region: 224-1219 (331 amino acids)
Biological process (GO): oligosaccharide metabolic process; ganglioside biosynthetic process
Molecular function (GO): alpha-N-acetylgalactosaminide alpha-2,6-sialyltransferase activity
Source: RefSeq, a predicted model, not a curated record
AUCGCUGAGAGACUCAGAGGGUCCGGCUCAGUUUUAAUUCUCCUCUAAUCUCUGCAACAGCAGCUUCUUGGGUCCCGCCGCUUCUACUCCAGCCCAGCCGCCGGCCAGCCGCCAGGAGAGCAUCCUAGCCGCCUCCGCCCCAUCACCCACCAUGGACAACCUCCAAGAAAAAGUGGCUCCGGACGCGCUUGCCUGAGAAUUCCGCACAAAAGAGGCGCUCAAAAUGAAGACCCUGAUGCACCAUGGUCUGGCAGUGUGUUUAGUGCUCACUACCAUGUGCACCAGCUUGUUGCUCGUGUACAGCAGCCUCGGCAGCCAGAAGGAGCGGCCCCCGCAACAGCAGCAGCAGCAGCAACAGCAGUCGACUGCUGGCAGCGCACAGCCAGUGGAGAGCAGUCCCCAGCCACGGAGAACCGCCCCCGCCGGACACCGGCAGUUGGAUGGAUACCUCGGCGUAACCGACCACAAGCCCCUGAAAAUGCAUUGCAAGGACUGCGCCCUGGUGACCAGCUCAGGGCAUCUGCUGCAUAGUCAGCAGGGUGCCCAGAUCGAUCAGACAGAGUGUGUUAUCCGCAUGAAUGAUGCCCCCACCCGAGGCUAUGGGCUUGAUGUGGGCAACCGCACGAGCCUGCGGGUCAUCGCACAUUCCAGCAUCCAGAGGAUCCUCCGCAACCGCCAUGACUUACUCAACGUGAGCCAGGGCACUGUGUUCAUCUUCUGGGGCCCCAGCAGCUACAUGCGGCGAGAUGGCAAGGGUCAGGUGUACAACAACCUGCAGCUUCUCAGCCAGGUACUGCCCCGGUUGAAGGCCUUCAUGAUCACACGCCACAAGAUGCUGCAGUUUGACGAACUCUUCAAGCAGGAGACUGGCAAAGACAGGAAGAUCUCCAACACUUGGCUAAGCACCGGCUGGUUCACUAUGACAAUCGCGCUGGAGCUCUGCGACAGGAUCAAUGUUUAUGGCAUGGUGCCCCCAGACUUCUGCAGGGAUCCUAAGCACCCUUCAGUACCUUAUCAUUAUUACGAGCCUUCUGGACCUGAUGAAUGUACAAUGUACCUCUCGCAUGAGCGUGGCCGGAAGGGCAGUCACCACCGUUUCAUCACAGAGAAACGGGUGUUUAAGAACUGGGCGCGGACAUUCAACAUUCACUUUUUUCAACCAGACUGGAAACCAGAAUCACCCCCUGUGAAUCAUGCUGAGGAUAAGCCUGUGUUCUGAGGGUACACGUGCCAGAAAGUAAGGUGUGGUGUCCACACCAUCAGCCACGACAGGAAGGACUUGAACUCCAGGCAGAGAAUGGAAACUGGACAGUGGUGCCCUUCAGCACCAUGGACAGAACCCACAGCCAGAGACUGUUUCAGAAUGAACACAUCCUAAUUGAGUAUUGUCUCUUUGAAAAGGAAACUGAACGCUUGCUUCAGUGACACUGCCAUAGCUAGGAACACUUCAGGGUGGAAGUAUUGCCUUCGAAACCGAAGCAGGAGCAGCCCAACACCUUUAAUUGUGUUUCUUUACAGGCAUCCACGUCAAAAGACUUUUUUUUAAAUCAGGUUAUAACCUAACCUGACCUAUAUCUUUGUCAUUGGUCAGACUCUGUGUUUUGUAAAAAGCCUGAGCGUAUGGACAUGUUUCUGAAGAGCACAUCUCCAAUGAUUUUCAUAAAGCAAAUGUCUGCUAUUUAUUUAUUGAGAGUUUUUUAGUGUACUCUAGGCAGUAUUUUUAUAGAUUAUGAUUAUGUGGCAAUUUAUUCUUCCUGACUCUUUAAUCCUGAAUGGUGUUGGAAUGGCCUAGAAUCAGGCUGAGGAGUUACUGCAUUCACAAUGCUCAUUAUUAGCUUGAAAUCUGUAUUUGACGGGGAAAUGUGUGGCAUUGUUUGAACCCCUUGGCUCAGGCAAAUUGCUCUUUCAUAACAAGAACAGCUAUAACAUUUUCCAAUAUACAUAAAUGUUCAAAAGAACAAAGUUGAAAACCAAAAACUAUGUCAUUAAAAUAAAGAAGAUGCUAAUGAGAGGAAUUUCAAGAUAUGACAGCUUUAUUCAGCAGCAACUGAUAGAAGUAAUUUCUCUUCAAGUUCUGCUUUCCUCUUCUUUAGAAUAUACCAGAAGAUCCCUAGAGUUCCUCUUGCCAAUCUAAGGCUAUCUGAGCCUCUCACUGACCUUCAUGAGGAUUAGACACUUGAUUGACAUGACUCUGACAGUAGCUGAAGAUUUCAAGUCAGGGUGAAAGGUUAGGUCCUCUGGGCAGAAGUCAGGUUUCCUCCAGGGUCUUUCUUGUCUAAACUCUAUCCCUUGCCUCUCUAAGAAAGUGAGAGAAGGAGCGAGGGGUGGAGGCUUCUGAAUGUUCCCUGAUUGUAAUUACCAAAAGCUACCCUUUUUAAAGAAGAGAUCACAAAGUCAUUCCUCAGCUCACAGCUCACCAUCCCAUGAACCAUUCUGACCCACUGGCUGCAAGUCUUAGAAGUCAUAGGAAGGACUCACUCACUCGCUUCAUUCAAAUCCAAGGUCAAUAGCAUUACAGAUUUUCAUUUUAAAAAGUUAUAUUGCUCGGAAAAGUAAGACUAUAGUAGACUUUUCUUUGCAUGCUGCCAACGGAGCAUUAGUGUAUCUAAUGGCAGAUUUGAAGGCAGCAGCUAAUGCCAUGAGGGAACAGCAUUACUUUACAAACAGGACAGGGCUUGUGAUUAAAGGUGUCUCACAUCAUCAGUCCUUUCCCUCUUCUUAAUUAGUGAUAAUGUCCCUUUCCUUUUCAUUAAGUAGAACUAUUAAUUAUGCAGAGUACCAUUGUGGAGGUGCAAAUACAGUCCAGGUAUUCAGACAGCAGAAACCAAGUAUAAUUGUGGUGUGGCUUGAGUUAUUAAAAGUCAGUUUAAAAUUGAAAUUGCUGUCUAAGGCAUAGUGGAAUUCAUUCUUCAAGUAUCUUCUGAGUUUUUGUAGAAAGAUGACUUACUUUUAUUCUACCACAGUGUGGCCUCUGAGCAGUGUUCUUAUGAACACAAGCAGAAGAGUAUGAAUUUCAGACCACUGAUUGACAGGUCACCUUCACAAUCCCUUGAAGAGAUUAUUUGUUGAAAUGUAAGUGGGUCCUUUGACAAUUCCUAUACUUAGGGAAAUUUGGAAAAGCAUACCUGCCAGAAUGUAACUAUAUCACCUGACCUACUGUUACACAUAUCUGAGUAUCUUUAGGUUUUGUGGCUUUCUUUUUUAAAAGGAAAAAAAGGCCACAAAUAAUAUCAAGAUAAGACCAUCUUUUGUAAUUUCCUCCUCUCAAAUAGUCAAAAGAGUGAGAAGCAACCAAAUGCCCAGAAUCUUGGCUCUUUCACAGAAAAAAUUUUAAAUUCAUAUUUUUUUUUCAAAAACAUGGUGUAGCUAAGUGUAAGAAAUUACCACUUGGGUCAUGGUUUUAUUGCAGCAUUAAGGAAAAUGCCGAGAGCUCUGAUAGCUUGUGCUGAUGGACCUGGUUGUGGGCAAUUGAAUUCACGUCUUACCACUAUCAUUUCAGAACUGUCAGACUUAAUGCCAUUCAACACCAUUAAACAUAAACUCUGAGAUAAAAGACACAACCCCGUUUACAGACGGCAUGAUAUCAGGCUAUCUGAAGCCUCAGUCACUCUUGGUAUGUUACAUACCUUUUGCUUCUCUCCCCAGCGGCAUCAUCAGCCGCCUCCUAUCUUUUAAGACCACGGUAAUAUGAUGCCACAGCUGGCCGAUCCAUGGCUUCUGUUAUUUCAACACAAGAACAUUUGGCAGAGGCCAUUACAAUAGAUAGCCAUUAUGGGCAAAGAUACAGGAAUUCACAAACAAAAUCAAUCAAUUCAAAUGGCCCAUAAAAAGAGGAAUCUCACAUUUAAUAUUUUACAGUAAAUAUUCACCCAAGAAAGCACACAUUAAAAGAACAUUAGGAGGUAAAUAUUCAGUGUGCUGCGUGGGGACUUGGCUGUGUGAUUCCCAUUCCCACAAACAGGCUUUCGGGAGCUAAGCCCCGUAUUUUACUCACCCUGCUCUCUACUCCUUAGGGCUAAGCAUAAAAGUAGACUGAUUCAGGCACAAACAGGUCCUGAAAACACUGAGCUCAGUGCUUCAUAAAACUAAAUGAAAACCAACAGCCCUAAAGGGUGAGCUGUGUGGCCUCAGAAUCCUUAGGUUCCUGCCGGAUUUGUGUUUUAGAGACAUGGCACCUCUGUCUCCCAGUCCUCCCUGUCUCUGAGCCAUCUGAACCACAUCAGAACAAACAAAUAAUUUCAUAUGGAAAUAAAUACUAUAUUUCAACUUCAAAGGACUAUUUAGAAGGUAAAUGAAUGGUAGGGAGUAAAAGAAAAUGUAGAAAUUCUGUUAGGAUGAAGACAGGGCUGUUUAAAUACCUAUGUACCUAUUUUGUACCUCUCCAGACAUUUGCCAUGUGUGAGUGACCCUGGGACUCCCAAAGGGAGUCCUACCCUGACAGAAGGUCCAAGCCUCUUUCCUGCUCUGCACAUUUCACACCCACUAGUCUUUUCCUUCAUCCUCCUGCUUCUCUGGAGGCCCAUCUCCUUGCCAUCAACCUCUCCAGAUCCUUCUGUCUUCUAGAAACCUCCAGUGUUGUGUUGGUGAGGUCUUCCCGGUGGCUGUUAACUCCAGACCUGUGUAGGAACAGACUCCAUGUAGGGUCUCCUAGAGCAGUAGCAUGGUGGGUGCAGGAGUCUACCCCACUAUAAGACAAAGGUACUGGAGCUAUGCCUCCUGGCUGGCCUACACUGGGAAAGGAAGGAGUUUAAGUCCUACAUGGAGGGUCAUCUUGGACAAAGCAGGACAGAAUGUCACCCUCUCUGAAGUUUCUCAAAAACAAAAACAAAACCCUAAAAAACUAAAAUGCAAAGCCUGAGGAGGUGGGACAAGAGGAGUUACAGAUGGCCUAGGUUUUAGCACACUAGAAGACAUCGGAAGUGGAAAGGGUGAGGCUGUUCUGAAGGCUUAGAAGGUGAGUGCUCACUCCCCCACCUACUCAGGGUAUUGAAAUGUAAAUGAAAAUAAAAACAGACUGAGAUCCUGUUUUGUACUUGUGCCCCAGUAUGACAUGCUACCUUGAUUGUCCUCUGUCUUUCUAUGUGUGUGUCUGUUAGACUAGAUUGUAAGCUCCUUGAGGGCAGGGGCUGUCUCUCCUUUGUCUUUGUAGCCCCACACCUAGUACAGUGCCUUGCACACAAUAGGCGCUCAAUAAAUGUCUGUUGUUGAUGUUGACCACUUUAA